Molecule: messenger RNA, 282 nt
Organism: Exserohilum turcica Et28A
Lineage: Eukaryota; Fungi; Ascomycota; Dothideomycetes; Pleosporales; Pleosporaceae
Exons: 1
Coding region: 1-282 (93 amino acids)
Source: RefSeq, a predicted model, not a curated record
AUGAAACAGGUAUACCUUACACUGUACGCAAAAGAAAAAAAAAUCAACGCAGUUAUCCUUUCCGACCGAGUCCAGACCCAAGCCAAUCCCAUCCAAAUCCAAUUCAAAUCACAAACCCAAAACAUUCCAUCCCAACCCAACCCAAUCAAUCCAUUCCAUUCUAUUCCAUUCCAGUCCAGUCCAGUCCAAUCCAAUCCGAUCCAAUCCGGCUCAGGAUGCCAUGUACGCCUCGAGUCGCCUUGUUGCGCCAGAAAUGACAACAACAACGCCAAGCACCCAUGA